AUCAACACUGUCAUGGCGGCGCCCUCGUGUCGUGCGUGGUUGUUGUCGUUCGUGAUAAUAUUUUGACAUUUGGAAAAACCGCAGUCAGUCAAGGUAGCGCCUUUUCCAUUGCUUAUAGUCAUUGUGUAGUUGUGUAUGGAUUACAGAGCCAACCAGCGAGCAUUUUCUCUAUCAGUGUAAGUACUUCUGCACUUUAGCCGCAAGCUAACUUCACACCACCGCUUUUAACAACUCAGUUUGAGGGAGGUGUUUGGACAUAUUGAAUUUUAGGAAAAUGAAGACAAAGAUCAUGAAGCUGAAAAACAAGCGUCUGUCCUCCGGGCUGCAAAAGAAAGCCAAACGGAGCAUCCAUGUGAAAGGCAACUGGGCAGCUGUAGAGCUCGAUCCCAGUCUCUUCUCCGAGGAGGGCAUGGAGGGCCUGGUGUGUUUCGAAGAGCUGACUAGUUACCGUCUGGUGGACUCUGACAAGGCUGCAGCAAAAGAGCUGAAACGGGAGAAGACGACAAAGAAGAAGAAAGCGAAGAAGAGAAAAGCCACCGAGGGAGAGGAGGCUGGAGAGGAGGCUGGAGAGGAGGUAGACGUGGAGACCGAAGAGGGAGAGAAAACAGCUGAACCAGAGAAGAAAAGAGCCAAGAAGAAGAAAAAUAAGAAACUGACAGCGAAGGAAUCAGUCCAACCAGGUGACACUUCUGUAGAAGUGACAGCGAAGGCUGUAGCUGCAGGUGAGGAGGGAGGAGAUGAAACAGCUAAAGAAGAAACAUCCAAAGAUACAGCCAUUAGCUCAGAACCUGAUGCCCAAUCAAAACCCACAAAGAAGAGCAACAAAAAGAAGAAAAAGAAACAGAAGAAGCAUAUAAAAAAGGUCCCAGAAGAACAGCCGGACCUGGAGUCUCCGUCAGAACUUCAGGCUCUGGAAAAAGAAAAACCCACACAAGAUAAAGUUACAAAGCAACCCAAAAAGCAGCAGAAGAAUUGGACUAAUGCAACACUUUCUGGCUCUAUUGAUAAAAACGCUGACGUGAGUGCAUGGAAGGACCUGUUCGUUCCCUCUCCUGUGCUGAAGGCACUCAGCAGUCUUGGAUUUGGUUCACCAACACCUAUUCAAGCCCUGACUUUGCCUUCAGCUAUCAGGGACCGGAUGGAUAUCCUGGGGGCAGCUGAGACAGGAAGCGGGAAGACAUUGGCUUUUGGCAUUCCCAUGAUCCACACCAUCCUGGAGUGGAGGAACGGUUCAGAAAAGCUUGUUGAGGACAGUACUGAACCAACCACACAGGUGCAGAGUUUGUAUCUACCAGCUCUAGAGGAGUCCACAAAGUCAGGAGACGCAGCUGAAUCCACAGUAGAAGAGGACGACAUGGAGGCUGGGCAAGAAGAGGACGAAUGCAUCACAGAGCAGGAUGAAGGUGACACAGACGAACAUGACAGCGAAGAUGAACAAGAUGAAGAUGAUGUGAAGCUCAGAUGUGUUCAAGUAAUUGAAAAUGCAGAUUUUGAUUUUGAUCCGACCGCUGAAUCUGAAGUCAAAUCUGCCGGUGAUCGGGGUCAGCCUCUGCUCGGACUGGUGCUCACUCCCACCAGGGAGCUGGCCGUUCAGGUCAAGCACCAUAUUGAUGCUGUUGCAAAAUUCACAGACAUCAAAACAGCGAUAGUGGUGGGUGGAAUGGCACAACAGAAACAAAGAAGGAUGCUAAAGCGAAGACCAGAGAUCAUUAUUGCCACUCCAGGACGUUUGUGGGACUUGAUCAAAGAGAGGCACCCACAUCUGCUGAACUUGAGACAGCUGAGGUGCCUGGUCAUUGAUGAAGCAGAUCGCAUGGUAGAGAGAGGCCACUUUGCAGAGCUGGAGAGUCUGCUGGAGAUGCUGAACACUGUGCACUUCAAUCCCAUGAGGCAAACAUUUGUGUUCUCUGCCACACUGACCAUGGCUCACAACCUGCCCACCCGCCUCCUGCAGAAGAAGAAGAAGAAUCUGGACCAGAGGAACAGGCUGGAAAUUCUCAUGGACAAAGUAGGGAUCAAGUCCAAACCCAAAAUCGUUGACCUGACCAGGAAGGAGGCAACUGUCGAGACCCUGACUGAGACACGAAUCCACUGUCAGAAGGAGGAGAAGGACUUCUACCUUUAUUACUUCUUGCUCCAGUAUCCUGGCCGUACCAUGGUGUUUGCCAACAGUAUAGACUGUAUCAAGAGACUGAACUCCCUGCUGGUUAUCUUGGACUAUACUCCACUGCCUCUUCAUGCCAACAUGCACCAGAAACAACGCCUCAAAAACCUGGAAAGGUUUGCCGAGAGGGAGAGUUGUGUUCUGCUGACUACUGAUGUAGCAGCAAGAGGACUGGAUAUCCCCAAUGUUGAGCAUGUUAUUCACUACCAGGUUCCCAGGACAUCUGAGACUUACGUCCACCGGAGUGGCAGAACAGCAAGAGCCACCAAAGAGGGUCUCAGUUUGUUGCUAAUAGGCCCGGACGACGUGAUGAACUUCAAAAAGAUUUACAAGACUCUUGGGAAGGACGAAGAGCUCCCCAUGUUCCCCAUAGAGACCAAAUGCAUGGAAGCAAUCAAGGAGCGGGUAAACUUGGCCAGACAGAUAGAGAAAAUUGAGUUCCACAACUGCAGAGAGAAGCACCACAACUCCUGGUUCAAACAAGCAGCAGAGGCCCUGGAUGUAGACCUGGAUGAUGAUCUUUUAAUCGGGGGAGCGAAGGACGAGGAAGACGACAGAGAGCAGCAGAAGAUGGUGAAGGGGAUGAAAAAGCAUUUGAAGCAUUUGAUCUCCCAGCCUGUAUUCAAGAAUGCGAUAAAGACCAAAUACCCCACUCAGAUGGGAAAGCUCUCCCUGGCUCACAUGCCUCUAGCAGGGAUGGAGAGUGCCCUUACCAGGGUUUCAAUAGAGGAGAAGAAAGAAAAGUUAAAGAAAGAAAAGUUAAAGAAAGGUGUUUCACCACAGAAGAAAACAAAGAAGCAGAAGAAAGAACAGCAGCAGUGACAUGUUUAUGGCAAUGUGUGUUUAAAAGUACAUCUUUGAAAAGAUUUAUGUAGUUUUUUUUACAUACAUUGAUUUCCAUUCAGUUAAAUACGUAUUGCACAAUGUGCAAAACAUGUAUUACCAGAUGUUUCUUAAUCGCUGUACACUGCAAGAUUUUAUAAAAAUCUCUUUUCAUAACUCUGAAA
Messenger RNA from Morone saxatilis (striped sea-bass), 3171 nucleotides. RefSeq names its product DEAD (Asp-Glu-Ala-Asp) box helicase 24 (gene ddx24). Gene Ontology annotation, molecular function: ATP binding; RNA helicase activity; nucleic acid binding. The record is from RefSeq and is a predicted model, not a curated record. Gene Ontology annotation, cellular component: nucleolus. The transcript has 8 exons. NCBI's taxonomy places the organism in Eukaryota, Metazoa, Chordata, Actinopteri, Moronidae. The coding region runs from base 275 to 2986 and encodes 903 amino acids.